Molecule: messenger RNA, 6771 nt
Organism: Liolophura sinensis
Lineage: Eukaryota; Metazoa; Mollusca; Polyplacophora; Chitonida; Chitonidae
Product: integrator complex subunit 1-like
Exons: 46
Coding region: 82-6456 (2124 amino acids)
Biological process (GO): U2 snRNA 3'-end processing
Cellular component (GO): integrator complex
Source: RefSeq, a predicted model, not a curated record
GAAACAUCUUCAGCAUUCAUGCUCAGAGGGCAGUGGGAUAAAAGAUGGUUAAUGUUACUUAAUAUUGUGAGAUACUGAAAGAUGGACAGGAAGGGAUCGUUCUCAAAGAGACCUACAAAAGGUCAUCCACCUCCUGGGGAUUUCAUUGCAUUAGGAAAGUCCCAGGCACGCUCUGGAUCAGAGUCUGACCUGAGACACUCAGGAGCUCCAAGUGCACAGCCCCUGGGCAGGAAGGCCCCUUUACUACUGGGGGACCGGAAAAGAGAGGCCCCUGGGACUUCAGGUUUGGGUCUGGCUCCUAAGAGACCAAAACUGCUGGGUCAAGGACAGACCUUUACUCCACUUGGUCGGUCUUCUGAGGUGGAAAGACGCGGCUCUCCCUCACUCCAGACUUUACAGUUUGAAGAAUCUGCAAUAGAUGUUGAGCCUCUGACUUUUUUGGACCAGAUACUAGAAUCUGAGAGAGAUUCUGAUGAUGAGAGAGUGGAGCGGCUUCUAUGUGGCUCAGUCAAACAUCUGAGGAUGUGUCGUUUCAAACCAGACCAGGCUGUGCACCUAACUCUCAUGUACCUGAGCAAAACUAGGCCUCUUCUCUUUGGGAGUGAACUGAUCAUUGAGGCCUUCUGCAGCUUAUUAAAGCGAGAUGCGACAAUUAACUUCAAAGCCAAGGGGAACCCGUUGGUGUCAGUGUUGGCGUGUAAUGUGAUGCUAGCCGCAUACAUGGAAGAGGAGAAUUGGCCGGAGGAGUUUGUCAAGGUGUACAUUGAGGACUCCCUUGGCGAGCGUGUGUGGGUAGAUCGUGAGGAUACUAAAGGAUUCGUGGAUAACAUACAGACAGCUUUCAGCACAAAGUUACCCCCUCGCUCCAGUCUAAUGCUGCAAUCUGAUAAUGGGAAGACAGGGGAGCAGUCUGGCUCUUCAAGCCCAGCUGCAUUCUUGUUUGAAGAUGAUGAGAAAAGCAAUGAUUCAGAAAAAAUGCAGCUUUCUUCAGCUUCAGAGUCUUCUCAGAAUGUAACUAUAUUUCCAAGGUAUCCCUACCAGCAGGAUGUUAUAGAGACAUAUGUAACAGAUGUGAUACGUGAUCAUUUUAAUCGCCGUCAGCCGUUGGACCCUGCCUCUCGAAACCUGAUACGCUUGAUGACAGCAACCUGUGGCUAUGCUGAAGUGCGACUCUUGGCAUCCCAGAGACUAGAGAUGUGGCUACAGAACCCCAAGCAAGCUAAAGCAGCACAGGACCUGCUGAUGUCUGUGUGUCUGAACUGUGCCCAGCAUGACAAGAGUGAUGUAGAGGUGAUCAAACAGCUCCUCAAGAUCCGACUGAAAACAAAGGCUCUCAUCAACCACUUCCUGCUAUCUAUACGAGAGCUUAUGUCACAACACCCUGACAACAUGAAACUAAUCCUGACACACACGAUAUAUAAUGAGUUGUCCACGGCCCGAAACCCAAACAACAUGCCUCUGCUGGUGGCUAUCUUCCAACAGGAUGCUGAAAAGGCUGCCAAGGUGUUGGCAGAGAUCUUCCAGGACCUGUUGGUGAACAAAGAUGACUACCUAAGAGCUCUGCGCGCAUUGCUGCGGGAAAUCGUCCGGUCACUCCGUCAUGACUUAACGUUCUCUCAUUUCUGUCUGGGCAUGAUGCAAGAACGAACAGAGGCCAAAUUUGUGGACAUGGAACCGCCCUUCAAGGAGCGCUAUGUUAACUCUAUUGUGGACCUGAUCACCCUCAGUAUUCUCUUGGGGGUGACCCCUGCAGUGAGGGAGGCUGCUACAGCACAGGCCCGUGGGGAAAGAAGAGAUUUGGAUGCUCUGUUUCAUCACCGAAGUCAAGCUGCAAUUAUAGAGAGAGAUUCUGUGUGGUGGCUUCACACUGUGGUCCCAAAACUAAUAGAGUUGAAACCUCAGGACUACAUGCAUUGUCUGAGGAAGGUCUUGUUUAUGGAAUCUCCAGAGCACUAUUACAACAAAGACAAUUGGCCCCCUGAGGGGGACCGUGGUGUGUUAUUGAAGCUGGCCUCUGAAGCACCUGUGUUAGAAGACACCCUGAUGAGGAUACUGGUGAUAGGUUUGUCCAGAGACUUACCUGUUAAUGCCCCUGAUGCCAUGGACCUGGCCCAUACACUGGUCAAACGGGCUGCUAUGUUACACAUGGAUGGUCAUGAGGUUUUGCGAGUUGAAAGGUUGGAAUUCAUUGAUGCCUUGCUGAACCUAUGUGCCUAUCGCCAUCCUGAGAACACUGUGCUUCCUAAAGGGUAUCAACCGCCCUCACUGGCUAUCUCUGCCCUGUACUGGAGAGCCUGGAGCAUGUUACUCAUCAUCACAGCCUAUAAUCCCACUACCUUUGGACGAAUUGCGGACAACUACCCAACACUGAAGUGUCUGAUUGAAAUGGUUAUAACAAAUAAUUAUGACUUCCCACCACCUACAACAGCUUCCGAUGAUAAAAUUAUUGAGGACAUGAAAAACAGAGAGUUGCAGGUAGAACAACUUGAAAAGCAGCAAAUUCUGGAGUUUGAGACUCACCUAGCUGCUGCCAGUAAAAUGACAAUAACAGAGCACAACAGUUUGUUGAUAGCACAGCUGACGACCAUGAACCCCAGUGGUAUAACCAGACGUCCCCCUCAGGCUGUGCUUGAACAGCUGAAAACAUUGACCAAUCUCCUGAACAUCAGAGAAAUGUUCUGUAAGAGUCGCGACCCAGAUUUCCUGUCAGACAUCAUCAAAAGACAGGGUACAUCUCGGUCCAUGCCUUGGCUGGCUGACCUGGUGGAGUCCAGUGAAGGGUCCCUUGAUGUCCUACCCGUCCAGUGCCUGUGCGAAUUCUUACUGCAUGAGUCGCCACAGGAUCUCGCCAAAGAGCUGGAAGAGGAGGACGAAAACAAACCGGAAACCAAACUCAAGAGAAUGAAAUUACGAAAGCAGGAGCAGUUGUUAUCACGCCUCCAAAAAUUGGUUCAUGAUGGAAGCAGCGACAGUCAGACGACGUUCCAGGUCCUGGAUUACUUCCUUCAGAAACUGGCUUCUCACCAGUCAUCUGCUCGACAACAAGCCAUCAAGGGUCUAUCCAUGGUGAUUUCAAGCCCCUCCUCAACCAGCAGUGAACAUGAUGACAUGGAGGUGGAGGAAGAGUCAGAAGUGGCUCGCUAUAUGCCACAGCACAAGUGGCUCCUGACAGAGUUACCUUCCCUGCCUGUGUUCUCUGAUGUCAGAGGUCAGCUGUCUGUUGCUCUUAGACAGGCAUGUCAGGUGGAAACAGACCCAUCCUUGGUCAGUGCUUACAUCGUAUUUCUCUCUCACUAUGCCAUGAACCAGCAGCUUCAAACCCUGAGUGAAUUAGCUGUGGAUCUUGGUCAGCUGAUCGUAGAGAGGUGUGCUGUCAUCAACCACCUGUUCCCUAUGGAGGAGGAAAGGCGCACGAGACAGGCUGACAUCACCCUGCGUUCCCUCAUUCACCUGUACACCAGCUACCUGAGGAAGGCCAAGGAGCCAGACCGUGCGUCCUACACUUGGUCAGAUACACAGGACCAGAUCUUACUACAGUGGGAGAAUGGAGAGACAGCCACUAUGCAUGUCCUGGUUGUUCACGCCAUGGUCAUUCUCUUGUCUUACGGACCACCCAAAGAUGAUUGUAUGUAUGAAGAGUUACUCGAAACCUGGUUCCCAACCAAUAGUCAUCCUCCCUCUGCAUUUCUGCUGGACACCUCAGAAGAAGCCUUGCUCCUACCUGAUUGGUUGAAAUUGAAAAUGAUCCGGUCCAAAGUUCAGCGAGUUGUUGAUGCAGCUCUUCAAGACUUAGAACCAGCCCAGUUGUUGCUGUUUGUGCAGUCAUUUGGGAUCCCUGUAUCCAGUAUGAGUAAAUUGUUGGAGUGUUUGGACAAUGCAGUGGGAGUGGACAGUGGAAACCUUGAGCAGGCUGUAAUAGAUAAAGGUUACAUGGCACAGCUGAUUGAGAUUCAGCAGAUGCGAGGGGCAAGUGGGGGGGAUCGCUUCUACCAUCUGCUGACACAAGGCGCUCCAAAACCACCUCCAGUUGCCAUGGAGGAGGAGAAAAAGUGUGUAGAGAAGCCAGUGUUGGUCACUGAUACCAGACACACUAAAGAACAAUUAUUGAAAACUGUACCAGAAGCUGUGGAGUGUUUGAAAAUGAUUUUCCUGAGUGGUGGGCCUUCUGUAAGUGCCAGACCUCCAUUACACAGCCAGCUGAUGAAGAAAUUGACGCUGGCAGGUGACUUUCCAGAUGUGCUUAUUGAAGCGUUUAACACGGUAUUAUCAGACAGAGAAGGCAAAGUUUUCCUGGCUAGUCUACACAGACUGAUUCACCUGUCCUGCCCCCUUGUUAGGCUGCUCUCUGCUAAACAGCCUGAGGGUACUAGUCAGCAACUUGCCCAUUUGUUUGAGAAGAUUGCAUCCAUGUCUGGAGGUCAAAGGUCAGGAUUCUCAGCUGUUGUUAACCAAUACUUGACAUCUUGUAAACGACAAGUUCAAAAAGAAGGUUCAAAGAAAGUUGAAACAAAACGAGACACGAAGGAAAAGACGGAAAAGGAGGACGAGAGCAGCAUUAUCAGAGAGCUGCAGAGACUGGAUGGUGAGGGUAACCCCAGCCUAGGUAAGGUGAUAGAGAGACGGAUGAAGAGUGCUGUGGAGCGGGGCAGAGCUGCAGGCACACAGCUGGCCUGUAAACUCAUGCUGCAUUCUGAAACAGGAUUAAAAUUGCCAACAUCAGCAGCUAAUCUGCUUACUGAUUGGCUGGAGCUGCUUGACCCAGAGGUCAUCCAGUCCACUCCAGAGCUACAGAGAAUGUUGAUCUUCGGGAGGCAGCCUGGUGGACAAGAUCAGGAGAGGGACAGGGGAAGUAACCAGCCCUACCUACUGGCUUUACUCACUCACCAGAGCAGCUGGAGCACCCUGAGGCAGUGCAUGGACUUACUGCUGCGUGUGGAGGACAUAAACAGGUAUGACCCGACCUGUGUGCUAGACUUCCUGUGGGCCUGCUACAACAUUCCCAAGAUAUGGCAAGGCAGAGACCGGAAAUUACCUAAGAACUAUACUCCAGAAGAUGUUCUGGGUUUGACGGACUCUCAGCUCAUCUGUUUGGCUGACACUAUAGUGGCAGAGGGCAACAUGAACCAGUCAGCGUCCUCGGCUGGGUCACAUGUCAAGGUACAUGUACCUGUGGAAGUGUCAGAUGUGAUGAAUAGUCGCACAGAAUUGAUCAAGUGCUGUCUGUGUGGCAGAGAGAACAAGCUGAAGGUGGUUGUGAACCAUGUCCAGUGGAAGCUCAAAGAGGACAGCGACCUAAGCCAGUUGUAUGGUCAGCUGUUGGUAGAGCUCUACUUACAAUACCCGUACAUCGGCUCAUGGCUGGAGGAAAACUGCCCGUACAUCAUGGACACCCAGUCCACACAGAGAGGACACAGCCAGCUGGACAUGAUCUCUCACCGGCUGAUCACAACCCUGGGUCAGGCUGUGGCUGGGAAGCAGGCUGAGAAUCGCAUGAGAGAUGCUAACAUUGCCUGCAGGAAACUCUCAGCUCAGCACCCUCUUUUGAUUCUCAGGCAGCUGCCCAUGUUGGCAGCCCUGCUGAAGGGUAGAACUCAAUUCACCUUUGGAGAGAUGCGGCAUCGUAACUAUCUCCUGUUUUUCACCCAUGUCCUGGGUCUACUGGAGUUGUUACAGCCCCACAUCUUUCGUAAAGAGUUCACAGCUUUGGAGGAUCUGCUCGGGCUCUUCUUUGAUCUCAUCCAGGCUCAUGGUAUGCAGAAGCAGAUGGUGUCUGUCAUUGUCAAGUUCAUGACAUUCCUCCAUCAGUUUAUCAGUCAGGAGCCCCAGAGGGCUGGCAAGUACUUACAGCAACAUGUCCAGCUGCUCAGUCAAGUAUCCAAUCAGUAUCCCGAAUUGGCCAUUCUGAAAUCACUGCUUGCUGGUCUGACUUUACCUAGGCAGAAUACAAGUGAGGGAGAAUUCUCUUCAGGGGAGACCACUCCAUCUGUCACACCAGCUCGGCCUGCCUCUCCAUGGACCACUGCUCAGCUGGAGCCUUUCCACAAAAAACUCAAGAGAGAUAACAUGGAUGAUGUGUUUGAAGUGCUUCAUGACUUGGAUGAGGCCUCAAAGAGGAAGGUUUACAUCCUACAAUAUUACAUUGAGGAUUUAAAGCGACUCCUCGUGGUGCAAAAUGACCGCUGCAGAAAUACUGCCUUUGCACUUCUACUUCGGCAUAUCCGCCACUCACCAGGGUCUGCACCAAGUGUAUUACCUGCUUUCCUCCAUUGCCUGGAUAGUCAAAGUCCUGACCUUAUUAACUCAGCUCUCAGAAAUCUCCCAGAGUUUGCUGUUCUCUGCCAAGGUCAUGCCUGCAGCUUACUCCAAAGGGCCUUCACAGUUGGUAUAACCACAACAGUAGAAACACACACCUACAUUGCUGAAGCAUUACAACUGCUGAACAUGGAGAGCCCUUAAGGUGUACAGGGGACAAGGGCACCAACCUAGUACUACAUGGACAUUGUAUAUGUACAAAUCAAAUUGACAUUCUGGGCAUCAAAUUGAGGAAACAUUUGUCAUCACCAAGUCUGGAAAACUCUGGAAAGACUUCAUACAGUGUUGUUCUGCGGCGAAAAAACUUUCUUGCCAUGGAAAAAAUCAGUGUUUGAAAUGUGAAAUUGUCAAAGUCACUGAAAAUCAACAGAGACAGUGACAGUGCUUGCCAAAGCAUAAUUGCUUCAAUGAUGUAUUAAAAUCAUUUUGAAUGUUUAUAAAACAAUAUAUUUCUGCUAC